Molecule: messenger RNA, 2046 nt
Organism: Condylostylus longicornis
Lineage: Eukaryota; Metazoa; Arthropoda; Insecta; Diptera; Dolichopodidae
Exons: 5
Coding region: 744-1826 (360 amino acids)
Molecular function (GO): oxidoreductase activity
Source: RefSeq, a predicted model, not a curated record
UUUUUUCUUAAAGAUGAGAAAAUAAAUUGUUUUGCUUUCUACCAAUUUUUAUCUCUUCAGUUCAACUUUCUGUUUUGUUUUAUUAAUCUGGUUGUAGAUUACUUUUGAUGAUUAUAUUAUUUGAUCGGCAGAGCGUGUAUUUAAGUAUACAUAUGUAUGUGCAUAUUCAGACAUACAUACAUAAAUUCAUUUUGAUAUUUCAAAAAAUUUGAUAUAAAGACAAUAACUUUAUUCCCAAUUAAGAAUAAAAAAUAUGGAAAUGAUUAUUUACAUUUGAUGUUAGAUGAACUAAAAGAAUAAUAAUUCAAAGAAGUGAAAUUAAUGGCAUUAUUUUAGGUACUAUCACAAUUUACUUUAAUUUUUUGACCUUUAUGACUAUAUUAUGCAAUAACCGCACAGUCGAUGCAGUAAUUAAAAUUAAUUAUUCAGAUAAGAAUGAAUCGAACUUCAGAUAAGAUUAAAUGAAUUGGCCAAAUGUAUAAUUCUAAACCAAUAAAACAACAAUUCGAAUUCUGAAAUUUAACAAUAUGUGCUUGAUCAAGUAAAAGUAAACGUAAAACUUCGCUUACAUACUGUUAAUUGUACUGUUGUAUAAUAUAUUAUAUUGUGAAUGUAUAACGAAUUUAGAUGAAACUAAAAUAGGUGAAAGCGACUGUAAAAAGUAAUCCAAAUAAGAAAUAAAAUUCUAUGGUAUCAAAAUAUAAAAGAGAAAUCGAUGCAGAUAGUAAAAAAUAAUUACAAUCAUGAAAACCGAAGCAACAAGUGAAAUUAAAGAAGCAUACAAAAAUAGUAAUAGUGAAAUGUACCUUAAAAAUUUAUUGGAAAAUGGUGAAAAAGAAUAUCCUUGUGAAGAUGAAAUGCAGUUACCGGAGUGGCACGAUGAAAAAAUUACAUUGAAGGGCCAAUCAUAUUUAAAUAAAUAUCGUUUAAUUAUAUUUAAUGGAAUGUUAUCCGGGUUAAUUGCAGUUAUGGCUAUACCUUCCAUUUUAAAAAUUCUAAUAGCAACAAAGCAAUCUAGCACACCGGCAAUGUCUUAUCGGCGCUAUGUUAGAACUAUUUUACAUACUAUUUCAUUUUUUCGGUAUCCUUUAAAACCUGGAACUAAAUCAUGGGAAAGCCUUGAAAUGGUUAGAAAAGCGCAUUUUAAAUCAAGUCAUAUAGCAGAUAAGCAAAAUUGUGGAAAAAUUACUCAAAAAGAUUUGGCAUUAACACAAUUUGGAUUUAUGGCAUUUUAUUGUUUAGAAGCUGAUUCAAUUGGUUUGGCUGAUGAAGAAUUUAAAAGCAGUACAAUACAUUUAUGGAGAUUGAUUGGUUAUUUGCUUGGAAUUAAAGAUGAGUAUAAUAUUUGUACAAGUUCGUGGGAUACUACAAAAGAGCGUCUUGAUUUAAUUAUGAGAAAUGUUUAUAAACCAGCUUUAGAGAAUACAAGUGAAGAGUUUAAUGAGAUGACUAAAACUUUGAUUGAUGGUUUAUGGCCUUUGUAUCAUAUGCUUAAUUGGGAAACUUCAUUAUAUUUUACUAAACAUUCUGCGAAAUGCGCCAAUUAUGAAUAUUAUGAAACUGAUGAUUUUGGCGGAGAAGAAAAAUUUAAAGAGUUUUAUAAACUUGGAUGGUAUAACCGGUUCAAAAUAUCCUCUGGAAUAUUUCUCGCUGAAAAACUGUACAAAAUUAAAUUGUUUCGCAUUUUCUUUAAUUUUAGAUUGUGGACUUAUGAGAUUUGGUCAUAUUACUUCCCUUAUUUUCCCAUUUAUAAAUUUGGUUUAAAAUGGGCCUAUGUUAGAAUAUAUAACAAUAACGAAGAAUCCAUGAAUUUACAUAUGGACUGAUUCAAUUUUCUUUUUAUAAAGUGAAAUAGAGCAAUAAAGUGAUAUUAAAUAGAGUAUAAGUUCCAAAUUAAAGAUUUUUGCAAUAGUUAUUAACUUAUUAAUAUAUUACACAUAUUUUAUAACUAAUAUAUAAAGUAAUAUUUUUGAAAUUGAGUUAUUUUACUUAUUAGGUAUAUUGUAACUUAUUUGAAAAGGCAUUCCAGUGGAUACCUUGAUUUAA